Messenger RNA from Octopus sinensis (East Asian common octopus), 1333 nucleotides. RefSeq names its product zinc finger protein 678-like. Lineage: Eukaryota; Metazoa; Mollusca; Cephalopoda; Octopoda; Octopodidae. The record is from RefSeq and is a predicted model, not a curated record. The coding region runs from base 604 to 1263 and encodes 219 amino acids. Gene Ontology annotation, biological process: regulation of transcription by RNA polymerase II. Gene Ontology annotation, molecular function: DNA-binding transcription activator activity, RNA polymerase II-specific; RNA polymerase II cis-regulatory region sequence-specific DNA binding. The transcript has 2 exons. Gene Ontology annotation, cellular component: nucleus.
GGAAGUUGUUCGAGUAAAGAACUCUUUAGUGAUUAGAGGUGAAUUAUUCCGGCACACUUACUGUCAUUUCCAUUUUAUCUGAACUACGGUCUCUCCUUCCAUUCAAAUAUUGAUAUAUCUUUUUCUUGCGUUGUUAGUGAUAAGUAAUUUACUUAAGAAAUUGGUCAUUAACCAGAAGAUAAUAGAGAUAUAUCUCUCAUUAUUUCAUCUUAUUACUAUAGUGUUAAGUUAUCUAAUGACGUUGAGAUGAAAAUAUUUCACAAGGAUCAAGAUAUCAAACUUUAGAGCUUGAAAAUAAUUUCAACAAAUUAUUUUUGCAUCUCCUGGUUGAUGUGAUGUGAACUGAAUUAAACUGAUAUUCCCUUGAAAUUUUUACCAUUGCUAGAAGGUUUUUCUGUACAAAUUCAUCUUAGAUUUACAAUGAAGCUUUAACAGUUAUAUGUAUGUAUGUAACUAUUAAUCGAUGUUUAAUCAUCUUUUAGCUGCUACUUAUUUAGAAGGGUCUUUCCUUAGAAAUACAUUUGAAUUGCAUCCCUACCAGCCAAGAUAUCAUAGUUUUAUAAAAACCAGCAGACAGGAAAAUAUAUAUUAAGGGAGAAAGCUAUGGAUUGGCAAGUAGGAUCAAAACAUAAUGAUGUGUCUACUGAUACACAGGAAGAUAUAGGAGAGGAUUUACACUCUUGUGAUGUAUGUGAGAAGUUAUUCACAAAAAAAGAUCUACGUCAGCAUAAAUUGACUCAUUCACCCCCCAUAUUAUACCAGUGUGAAGUGUGUAAUGAAAAAUUCUCUAGUGUCAGUGUGUUAGCUGAACACAAAGAAAUCCAUGCAGGAGGAAAAAAUUUUCAAUGUUAUAUUUGCGAUGGCAUAUUUUCCACAAUAACAGAUUUAUCUUCUCACAAAUGUACCAACACAAGAGAAAGGCCAUACAACUGUGAUAUUUGUGGCAAAACAUUUUCUAGAAGUGGUCAUUUGCAAGCUCACAAACGAAUCCACAUCCAUGGAAGACCAUACAAAUGUGAUAUAUGUGGUGCAAAAUUUUCUAGAGGUGGUAAUUUGACUGCACACAAAAAUCUUCAUAGAGGAUCAAUAACAUAUGACUGUGAAGAAUGUGGAAGACAAUUCAAUCAAAUCUGUCAUUUGUCUCGACACAAACGUGUUCACUCUGGGGAAAAGCCAUUCCAGUGUGAUAUCUGUAAAGAAAGAUUUUCCAGAAGUGAUGGUUUAACUCAACACAAACGCACCCACAGAAAAAAGAAAAAAUAGCCUUGUGAUAUCUAUGGCAGAAUAUUUUUAUGUAACAGUGUAUUUUUAAUAAACUAAUUUCCUCAUUUUA